This is a messenger RNA of Spathaspora passalidarum NRRL Y-27907, 1269 nucleotides long. RefSeq lists its product as uncharacterized. The annotation marks the transcript as partial. Gene Ontology annotation, cellular component: multivesicular body; cytoplasmic side of plasma membrane; ESCRT III complex. The transcript has a single exon. Gene Ontology annotation, biological process: vesicle budding from membrane; late endosome to vacuole transport via multivesicular body sorting pathway. Lineage: Eukaryota; Fungi; Ascomycota; Pichiomycetes; Serinales; Debaryomycetaceae. The record is from RefSeq and is a predicted model, not a curated record.
CAAACGAUGACAAUAGAGGAUAUCAUUAGAUCAACGCCAGAAUUCAAACCGUCUCGUCUAUCCUCUCUCUAUUCUAAUUUCCGUGCACACAAAGAGUUGAAUCCAGAAGGGUAUGACGCUAAUAUCCAUGCGUGGCACAUCCUUCUUGUGAAACUUCUCACACAGAACCAAUUUGAUUCAGCAGUUUCCGUUAAUUCCCAAAAUCAUAGCUUGGCUGUUAGUUUGAGCUUACCUCCAUAUGGUGUACCUAAAUGCCUUGGGAUCGUUGUCGACGAGUUGAUAGCUAAGGGGGUGUUUGUACCUUAUUCUGAGUACAUGGCAGCAACUACUUCAUAUGUGCGCAAACCGGGUAUCUUCUCAGUCAGGGGUUGGGUGCAUUGGGGGUUGGAUUCAAUAGGUAUCAUACGGCGAUUUUCUGCCGCAUUAUCCAAUGGUGAUUUGAAAGAUGAACGAUACAUAGCAUGGGAUUUAUUGGUACAAUUAGGAAAUCGAUUAUUGUCUACUAUAUCUACCACCACUGGUGUAUAUUCCGAUGGAUUAUACAGCAAUGCCACAUUGUUCAACCAAUUAAAUACAUCUCAUAAGAUCAAUAGUGUAGAUUUUGAUAUGGUGUUGAAGUAUUGGUCGCGAGAUAUAUCUGCAUGUCAAAUCAAAGUAAUUGACAACAUAACCUACAUCAAGUUUGGUCAGUCAGGAAUAACUGAAGACGAUAUAGGAAUAAUCAAUAUCAAAACUACCUUGUUUCACUUAUCAAAUAGGAAUAGUGAGCUUUCCAAUCGUGUGGACCAACUAACUAGUCAGGCCAAACAAUCACUAUCCAACAAACAACAUGUUCGUCACUUGUUAACGCAAAAGCAAAUCUUGAACAAGUCGUUAAACACGUCAAUUAGCUCAUUCAAUGAAUUGUCUACCAUUCUUGCCAAGAUCAAUGAUUCACAAUUGAAUCAUGAGAUAUACAGUCAGUUAAUUACUAGUUCUAAAGUGUUGCGCAAUUUGAAUUCAAAGGUGAAUAUAGAUGAUGUGGAUGCCAUUAAAUUGGAUAUUGAAGACGAGAUAAAGAAGGUUGAUGAGAUUGGUGAUGCUUUGUUUGAUACCGAGCAAGUUGAAGUUGAAGAAGAGUUGGAGGCUAUGAUAAGAGAGAAUGAAGAGGAACAGGUCAAGGAACAAGAAUUGCUAAACAAGUUGGGUAAAUUGAACAUUAAUAAGCCUGAAAUUGAACAGGAAAAGGCUCCAUUAAAGGAGAAGGAGAAGGAGUUGAUUCCUAGUUGA